UUUCACGCAUGCCAAUGCACAGUUUAGAUCGUCAAUAUCUUAAAUUCCCUUCACGCAAAAAUUAUAAAAAGUUAAUAUUUUGAAAAUACGUAUUAAGACGAAUCUAACAAGAUCUAACAGAUGUUCUAAAACAAACACUAGUAGAAAAAACCCCUGUUGCAGCCCCCUUGUUGCAGCGUACAUGUAUUAAUACACUUCAACAACCAGUAGGUCAAUGCGGGUCAAACUCUUUAAAGGGUUGUUGCAGCGUACAAAUCAAUUGCCCCCUGCAAAAGAUUUUGUUGCAGCGUACAUUGUAAAAGCCCCCUGCAAUAGCCCGUUUUUGUUGCAGCGUACAUUUUAAAGCCCCCUGCAAUAGCCCGAUUAAAAAAAAAUUCAUUCCAAUAUUCAUUGAAUAGCAUCUGAAAGUUUCUGUUCUCGCGCUCAUCUCCCUCUUCUUCCCUUCACUUUCCAUGCGUCGUCCCCUAAAAAAAAACUUUCCCUGCACAAAAAACUUUCCCUCCAUCGUCAAUCUAGCUUCCUCGUCGGUGGUUCUGGCCUCCUCGCCAGCCGCCACCUGUUAGCUUGCUCGGCCGGUGGUUCCAAGGAAAAACUUUGCUUGCUCACGUCGGUGGUUCCAAGAAAGAAAGUUGCUCGCGUCCUGUUCUCCGUCAACCUCCUCACCGCGGCUAGUAAUCUUUGUUCAAUUCGUUUAUCUGAUUUUCGUUUUAAGAAUUAGGGUUUGUUCAAUUCAUUUUUAGGGUUCUGUGCGUUUGUUCAAUUCGUUUUUAGGGUUUGUUCAAUUCGUUUGUUAAAUUCGUUUUUAGAGUUUGUUCAUAGAUAAAGAUGUGGUGGUGUUGGAAUCAGAGAAUGGUGGUGGUGGUGGUGGCGGUGGUGGUGGUGGGGUGGAGCAGGGGAGGUGAAGUUGACUGUUGUUAAUUGCAUUGUACUAUUGAAAUGUGAUUUUUCAAGGGCUUGAGUUGACUGUUGUUUGUUCUUGUUGAUAUAGUUUGAACAUGGUGGAUUUUUUUUUUUGUUUUUAUUCAAAUGAUUAGCAUUGAUUUCAUUAGCUGUGUUUUGGGUUGCAUUUUACUUUUGGAACUGAGGUUUUUCAAGUUAGUUGUUGAUGUUUAUAGAUUGGGGAUUUUGGGUUGCAAGAUUACAAUUAUGUCAAAUGAUCAUGAGGUACUCGUAUGAUAUAUGGAAAGUAGUACCGUCCUAUACACUUGAGGAUGAUUAAGUUACAUGUGUAGUAUUUCUUAUUACUUGUGACCAAGUUCUUAGAACCAAUACUGUCUUCUGCUGCUGCUCUAUUGUUCUGGGAAGGGAGUUCUUUUUUUUGGUUGCAAAUGACCUCACCCCCCCUGCACCUGUAGCAAAGAGAUUGAAGGUUGUCUAACCCUGCUUUUAGAUUUUAAUAUGCUAUAGAAUAUCCUUGUGAUCAUGUUUAUUUUGGUUUAACUUCAACAUAGGAUGGCAUCUCUGAUUUGUUACUGAUGGUUACAUAUGUUAUUAUCCCUGAUGGUAUCUCGUAUUCUCGUGUCUUCUUAUUGAAGUUAUUGUUUGCUAGCAGUAAAAGGAUCAGCGGACUUGACAUUGCGCCACCAACUGCUAUGAUGACAACCCCCGCUGUUGGAGGUUUGGUUAUCUACUUUACGCCGGACAUAAACUUUUGUUUUUAACUGUUGCUUAGUUUUUGUUUGCUUUAGUGUGGAAACUUCGUACCAAAUUACAUGCUUUCAUUGGGUAAGCUUCCACUUCUUAUUUGCUUUAUUAAACAUGGUGGAGUGUUUGGAGAUGGACGGUAAAUUUUUUAUUCUUCUGUUUUUAUUAUUUAGUCAAAUAACUCUGGAACUGAAAGAUGUUUUUCCUUUCUUCUUGUCUUUUGGUGUUUGUUUUUGUUUGUGUCCUUUGUUUGUUGUAAGAAGGUAAUGUUGGGCUACUUGCCCCACUGUGUUGACUUUGGGUGUGAGCCGACUUCUGUAGCUUUAAUGUACAAGGAAGAACCAAUUCUCGGGUUGGGUUUUGUUCAUCUUUAACUGGCGCUUUAUGCGUGUUUAUGUAAUCUUUAUAAAUUAAUCCCAGCAAAUAGGUCUGCCUUGUGCAAUUUCUACUUUUAUCUAAUUAUCUUUAGCAAAGAUAGAGAACUUUUCACUAGAAAUAGUGUCAACUAUUACUUAAAAGAAAUAUAAAAGGAAGUGUGUUAGCAUCUUUAAAAAAUUGAAAAGGAUGCGGGUCUUUGAUUUUGUACUAAUGUGUAUGGUGCUUUUAUAGAGACGUGACAUCUUUUUACCCAAUACAGGUUCAAUCACGACAACUCCUGUUCCUGGGAUGUUUUUUAACAUGUUCCCUUUAACGUCAGGGCAGUUGCCUCUUGGAACUCUUCCUAUCAUGCAUGUUCAAGCAAUGACUCAGCAGGCAACUAGACAUGCUCGAUGGGUUUAUGUUGGAGGAUUACCCCCAGAGCUAAUGAGCAGACUGUGGCUAUCUAUUUCAGCCAUGUUAUGGCCUCAAUUAGAGGAAAUACUGCAGGACCAGAUGAGAUCGGUUGAGGAAGCUAGUAAUCCUAUGGCGCUAGAUGGUAUUAUAUUUGAGGGGGCUCCAGUCAAGGUGAGGAGACCCAGUGACUACAACCCAUCACUUGCUGCAACACUUGGUCUGAGUCAGCCUAAUCCAAACCUAAACCUGGCUGCUGUUGGCUUGACACCAGGUUCUACAGGGAGUCUUGAGGGUCCUGAUAGGAUAUUUGUUGGUAUAUUUAUCAACAUUUGUUGGGACAUGAAGUCGAGAUGCAGGUGGUUUGAAAUACUUUGCCUCGUCGAUUUGGCGCUCCAGGUCUUCCAGAGUUGAAUGCAUCUCAGGUAUU
Molecule: messenger RNA, 2845 nt
Organism: Spinacia oleracea (spinach)
Lineage: Eukaryota; Viridiplantae; Streptophyta; Magnoliopsida; Caryophyllales; Amaranthaceae
Product: splicing factor U2af large subunit B-like
Exons: 7
Coding region: 2311-2829 (172 amino acids)
Source: RefSeq, a predicted model, not a curated record